Molecule: messenger RNA, 498 nt
Organism: Chlorella variabilis
Lineage: Eukaryota; Viridiplantae; Chlorophyta; Trebouxiophyceae; Chlorellales; Chlorellaceae
Exons: 6
Biological process (GO): regulation of DNA-templated transcription
Molecular function (GO): DNA binding; DNA-binding transcription factor activity
Source: RefSeq, a predicted model, not a curated record
ACCUCGCCAUUCCGAGGCGUUACGCGGCACCGCCUGACGGGGCGGUACGAGGCCCACUUCUGGGACUCCAGCUAUAAAAAGGGCGGGCGCAGCCGAGGCCGCCAGAUCUACCUGGGAGGCUACGAGACCGAGCUGGAGGCGGCCAGAGCGUACGACCGAGCGGUGAUCGCGCACUGCGGGUCCAAGGCUCCGCUCAACUUCCUGCUGGACGACUACAGCGAGGACCUGGCCUGGAUCCAGGGGCGCACUCCCGAGGAGGUGGUGGGCAUCCUGCGCCGGGGCAGCGUGGGCUUCGCAAGGCGCGCGAGCCAGUACCGUGGCGUGACGCGGCACCACCAGCAGAGCAAGUGGGAGGCGCGCAUCGGGCGGGUGGAGGGCAACAAGUAUCUCUACCUCGGCACCUAUGACACAGCAGAGGACGCAGCCCGGGCGUAUGACCGGGCAUGUGUGAAGUUCCGUGGCAGCAAGGCCAUCCUCAACUUCGAUCUAUCCCACUAC